AGAAAUUGUUGGCCAAAACAAAAACAAACAACAACAAGACCAGCAAACACACACACACACAACCCCAAACGGAACACACAGACAACAGCCGCCCAUCAUGUCACGACGACCACCCAGAGGAGAAUACAUCGAGACCGACACCGGCAACAAGGUCGCCCGCAAGGCUACUUUGGUCGGCACCCAAAACAUCAUGCUUGGCGGCAAGACAGUCAUCCAGCCCGACGUCAUGAUCCGAGGCGACCUCGCGAGAACAAUUCCACCAGCCCAGUCCGCGUCCGGCGGUCCAGCCAACAACACUGCCGUUGCCAUUGGUCGGUACUGUUUCUUGAGCAGAGGGUGCUGUCUUCGGCCGCCGGGCAGGAUGUACAAGGGAGUCUUCACCUUCAUGCCCCUCCGUCUCGGCGACCACGUCUUUGUCGGCCCCGGUACCGUCGUCCAAGCUGCUCAGAUCGGCAACCACGUCCACAUUGGCGGUAAGGUCGUCAUUGGCGAGUUUGCCAUCAUCAAGGAUUACGUCAAAGUUCUCGACGGCUCGGUUGUCCCUCCGAACAUGGUCAUCCCCAGCUUCAGCAUCGUCGCUGGUCAGCCGGCGCGUAUCAUUGGCGAAAUCCCCGAGGGAGGCAUCGAGGCAUUCGAGUUGAGGGAUUUGUACAAGACAGUGGGGAAUAACCCCCAGCCGACGGCGCCUUGAAGAGCUUUUUUGGUCAUGCCAGCUCUUUGCGAAAAGAAAUACUACAGGAGACCAGGGAUCGCAAAAGGGUAGCGCAUACUCAAAGUGUUGAGGCAUUGGGCCAAGCUGUCUCUACCGCGCAUACGUACUCUGCGGCGCCCCCGUGCCACCCUCCCUCUCCAACCUCAAGAUACUCUCCGCAUUCGCCCUCACGCUCUCUUUUAACCCCGUCCAGCCCUUCUUCUGUCCCACCCUCUUCAACAACUCCUCAGCCCUCUGGUUUGGCACCUCGGUCUGAUCCCACCCCUCCUUCUUUGGCUUUCCAAACUUCUCCGUCCUCUCGGGAAACAUCUCCCCCAACAACCGCGCCACCUCCCCGAAGCUAUACCGCUCGCCAAAGACAAACAAUCUCUCCCUAUCCACCUUUGGACUCGACGCCAGCGCCGCGACGUACACCUUGGCCAUAUCCACGCAAUCCACAAACCACUGCGGUUCCAUCAGGUCGAUGAUAGCCAUGUGCUUGUUCUCCCAAAUCCAAUGGACCAUGCCCAGCGUGCUUGGGAUCCCCUGAUUCUUCGGAUCAAGACACUCGCCUAGUACAGUAUCAAGCAGAACGGUAUUGAACGCAAACCCAGGCUUUUCGCGCUUUACCCACUCCCAAAUCCCCUGCUCAACAAGAGUCUUGAGCGCCAUAAACCCCGCCAUUCCUUUGGUUUUCGGAUCAACAUUCUUAUCCCUGGCCAGGGCCACGGCGUCUUCGUUCCAACUUUGUUCCGUCAGAGUCACCUUCUUGCUAGCAUCAGGCAUCCAAAGCGCCCACGCCGAAGAAGUAAAAACAAAACUCUUGACGGUCCCUGCCCGCCUAGCAGCCUCCAACAAACCAACCUGCCACUCCAACUCCUCUUGAGCAGCGCUGUCCGACUCCUGGAUAGUCAAGUCCGUGGCUCCCACGCAGUGCACGAUCCCUGCCACUCCCUUCACGGCGUCAUCCCAGGCGUUGGGGGCCGUGACAUCGGAAAUCUCGACGAGUUCGAAUUUUCCCGGGCCUCCAUGGCGGUGGGAGUAGAGGGACGUAAGGUAGGAGCAUUUGUCGGGGUUGCGAACAGUGCCGCGGACGCGGUAGCCUGCUGCGAGGAGUUGGUCGGCGACGUGCGAGGCUAGGAGGCCGUUGCAGCCUGUUACGAGGAUGAGGGAGUUGAGGGGGAUGGAGGGGUUGGUGAGCGAGAUCUUGGACUGGGAAGAGGACUUGGUGGUCUUGGAGGGGGACAUGUUGAUGUUGAGGUUUGGUGUGAGGAACUUGUUGGAUACGAGUUGGGCUUGAGUCGUUUGGGACAAAUAUGGAGGUUUGCGUUGGGUUUACGUUGUGUUUGCAAUGUAUAUGAAGGGUCUUGAUGGAUGAUCGAAAACAAGGCAGGGGUACUGGGCAGAAGAAAUACCCCAGAAGGACGGAGAAAGUCACCACCACGCUGGCUUACAAACAGUCAUCCUCGCAGACCGGACGACCCCGAGAACGAGUCCGUAGCGGACUGCGUGUCGGACAGCCUGCCCAGUUCCUGCCGGUUCCCGCUUCUGUCAUACGCGAGACGCGCCAUGCGGCGUGCAAGUAGCUCGGUAUUCGGACCGGGAUGGAUGUCGAUGCAAUGCCUCUAAGACAGCUGGUUUCCUGUUGUCCGAGGGUCAAUGCAUCGAUCCGAUCUCCUCACUCCACGUCUUGGUGUUCAGCAAGUCAACAACCGGGCUAUCGAUGAUUGGAAGCAAGCUGUGUUGGUUCCCAGUUCUUAGAUAACUUGGCAGGUGAGCGAACAGCUCUUAGAUGGACUAUUCAACCCAUAAUGUUGUUAAUAACGUUCAUCCUCUGACUCUCUCGUCCGUCACCUUUGCCGUCUUCUAUUGACUCUCGGAAAAAAAGCUUGCAAUCUUGUUGCCUGGUGAUAUUGUUUAAAAUAUAUAUAGAUAUAUAUAUAUAUAUUUUUUCCGGCUCGACCAAUAUCUGGACGAGCCUUGAAC
Messenger RNA from Neurospora crassa OR74A, 2677 nucleotides. It is a transcript of the gene ro-12, whose product is annotated as dynactin subunit 5. NCBI's taxonomy places the organism in Eukaryota, Fungi, Ascomycota, Sordariomycetes, Sordariales, Sordariaceae. The transcript is spliced from 3 exons. The record is from RefSeq and is a predicted model, not a curated record. The coding region runs from base 98 to 691 and encodes 197 amino acids.